Daphnia magna is the source of this 719-nucleotide messenger RNA. Its product is annotated as endocuticle structural glycoprotein SgAbd-1. The transcript is spliced from 2 exons. Bases 1 to 612 code for a protein of 203 amino acids. NCBI's taxonomy places the organism in Eukaryota, Metazoa, Arthropoda, Branchiopoda, Diplostraca, Daphniidae. Gene Ontology annotation, cellular component: chitin-based extracellular matrix. The record is from RefSeq and is a predicted model, not a curated record. Gene Ontology annotation, molecular function: structural constituent of chitin-based larval cuticle.
AUGACGAUAUUUUCCGAUAGUUCUUCGUCGCCGCAUUCUUGGCUGUUGCUGCCGCCGUACCAUCCAGCUACAAGCCGGAAUACAAGGCUCCCAGCUCCCCCUGCCCCAAACUACCCGGCACCAAAGUACCCUACUACUAGCUACCCCGCACCAGCCUACCCCGCACCAGCCUACCCCGCACCAGCCUACCCCGCACCAGCCUACAACAAGGAUAACAAAUACGCUGACAUUACCAUCACCAGUCAAUCUGAUGAGCGCAACCUCGAUGGCAGCACCCAAUGGAGCUAUGCCCAGUCUGACUACACUACCCGUGAAGAGUCCCAGGUCCAGAAAAAGAUGCAAGGAGUCACCUACGAUUCUUACGGAAAAGAAUCGUACGGUGAAGUCUUAGGCAACACCAACAAAGGAUCCUCUUACUGGGUUUCUCCUGAAGGCCAGAAAUUCACUUUGACUUGGGCCGCUGAUGAAGCUGGAUUCCAGCCCAAAGGUGACCACUUGCCCGUCGCUCCCGUCCACGAAUACGAGCUCCCAGUUGCUCCCGUGCAUGAAUACGAACUCCCAGUUGCCCCCGUCCACAUCCCUUUCAACGGCAAAGGCUACAAGAUCUACUAAAUUAAUGAAAUAUCAAUUGCAUAAAUAAUUUAAAGCCAUGUAUUUCAGGCCUUACGCCUCUUGGCUCUUGGUGUAAAAACGUGUAAAUAUAAAGCGGAGACUAUCUA